UGUGCCUAUGACGAUGGAGAUGAAGGACUCGGGCAGCGUGGUCCUGACAGCCUACCAUCCCCACAGCCCAGCCAGGAUCCCAGGCAUGGAGCAGAGAUUUGUGCAGGACAUCCCCCCCAGCCAUUCGCCCACCAGCAGGAAGUCUCUCCCUCAUUGUCGAAGAAUUAACAGGAUGCUUUCCAACGAGUCAACACCUCCUCCUGCAUUCAGUCGCUCCAACUCACAGGCCUCCAUGGACAGCACCUCCAUGGAAGACUUCUGGUGCGAAGUGGAGAGCAUCAAGGAGAACAGUGAAGAUGGAUCUGAAGAACCAACGCUCUUGGAGUUCAAACCUGCUGAUGAAGGGGAGCUGGAGGCAGAAUGGCUGCAGGACGUAGGUUUAUCUACGUUGAUCUCGGGAGCUGAAGAGGAGGAUGGCCAGGCCCUGCUGUCCACUCUGACCCGAACUCAAGCUGCCGCCGUACAGAAGAGGUACAACACCUACACUCAGACCCUGAGGAAGAAGAACAAGCACACAGUCCGGGAUGUGCGAGACAUCUUUGGCACCAGUGACUCUUCCCCCACAUUUGAGACAGUUCCAGUGUCAUCAGUUCCUUCUAAUGGUAUCCAGCUUCCCGGGCAGAAGCCAGUUUGGAAAUCAGUUAGCUCUAAUAGCUGUCUAGACUGUGGACUAGAUAAAAGCAGCCCAUCCAUAACAGAAGAGCUCUCCUAUGAGAUCUCUUUCUCAGAAUCCAUUACGGUCCUUCCAAAAACCCAAGAAUGGCCGAAAAACCAGAGGUUCAAAAAGGAAGACUCUGCUUUGCCAAAAUUCAUUGUUCGGAAAAGCCGGUUUGGACUGACAGAGGUUGGAGACCUCUCUCCUGAAGACAUGAAGAAGAUCCGCUACCUCUCCCUGAUUGAGCUGACAGCCUUCUACGACGCACUGGGGGUGGAGCUGAAGAGGAACCGUGCAGAGAGGGUGCGGGGACGAGAAAAUGGUCUGUUUGGAGUCCCUCUCAACAUACUGCUGGAGAAUGAUCAAAAGAAGGUUCCUGGAAUAAAAGUUCCCCUCAUCUUCCAAAAAUUGCUGCUCAAGCUUGAGGAAACAGGUUUAGAGACCGAAGGAAUUCUACGAGUGCCUGGGUCUGCCUCCAGAGUCAAGAAUCUCCAUCAAGAACUUGAGGCAAAAUUUUAUGAAGACACUUUUGACUGGGACCAAGUGCGAAAUAAUGAUGCAGCAGGACUGUUGAAAAUGUUUAUCAGAGAACUCCCAAGCCCACUCUUCACAGUAGAAUAUCUGCCCGCUUUCAUCACGCUAGUAGAAAAAAUCUCCAAGAUCAAGUUACAGCUACAAGCUUUGCAUCUGUUGAUCAUGCUGCUGCCUGAAGCCAACAGAGACACAGCCAAGGCCUUUCUUCAGUUCCUGAAGAAGGUGGUUGCUAAUGAAGGGAAAAACAAAAUGAAUUUGUGGAAUGUUUCUAUGAUUGUUGCACCAAACCUCUUCAUCUACAAAGGGAAACGCGCAAACCAACAAGAAAUGCAAGCAGCUGCCACCACUGCGCACAUCGUGCGGCUUUUAAUUCGGUACCAGGACAUCCUGUGGACAGUCCCAUCCUUCCUGAUUUCCCAAGUGAGAAAAAUGAAUGAGGCAGCAAUGAACAACAGCAAGAGGCAGCUGAUGUUUGACAAAGGAGUGAGAAAACUUCUGAGGAGAAAGACCAUGGAACGGGAGAGGCCUGAAAGACCAGAGGGAGCUGUCACUUUUCCUCCAUACCUCCAGUCUGACAUACCUGAGGGGGUGAUAAGAGUUUAUGCUCCACUGCAUUCAAAAGUCUCUAUGGCAAUUCAACUCAACAGCCAAACAAAAGCCAAAGACAUCCUGGCUCGAUUCCACUGUGAAAACAGCCGCGGUUCAUCACAGAACAUGAGAGGCCAGAUCCAAAGUUUACAUGAAAUUGGAGGAAAUAUAGGUCAGCACUGUUUGGAUCCGGACGCGUACAUGUUAGAUGUUUACCGUGCAAAUCCUCAGGCAGAAUGGAUGAUAAAACCCAAAGCAAGUUGA
Eurypyga helias (sunbittern) is the source of this 2041-nucleotide messenger RNA. It is a transcript of the gene ARHGAP28, whose product is annotated as Rho GTPase activating protein 28. Gene Ontology annotation, molecular function: GTPase activator activity. The transcript has 15 exons. The record is from RefSeq and is a predicted model, not a curated record. Gene Ontology annotation, biological process: signal transduction; negative regulation of stress fiber assembly; regulation of actin filament polymerization. Gene Ontology annotation, cellular component: cytoplasm. The coding region runs from base 8 to 2041 and encodes 677 amino acids. Lineage: Eukaryota; Metazoa; Chordata; Aves; Eurypygiformes; Eurypygidae.